Molecule: messenger RNA, 1026 nt
Organism: Babesia ovata
Lineage: Eukaryota; Apicomplexa; Aconoidasida; Piroplasmida; Babesiidae
Exons: 1
Coding region: 1-1026 (341 amino acids)
Source: RefSeq, a predicted model, not a curated record
AUGGUGUACACUUCGUUGACCGAGGCUCCUCACAACCUCAAGGAGGGCAUCGAUUGGUUGGUGGCCCUGAAGGGAACCGAUGCGGAAGCCAACGUGAAGGGUCUGGGAGCCGCAGUUUACAAAUUUCUAGCAAACAAGCCUGUUGGCUUUACGGAGGUGCCAGCUCUCGAGGAAGUGAAACUUAUUUCCAAGGAGUUCCUGGAGCAACCGGAGCUUAAGGACAUGUGGUACGUAAAAGACAUGCUGGGGAAGUUCAAUGAACCUAUGGAUAAAGACAACACAUUAUAUAGGUGGUUUGGAGCUCUAGCCGAAAGCGAUUAUGAGAACAUCAUAAAGGUCCGGGGUCUCACUGCUGACGCCAUGGUGAAAAACGUCAGUGAUGUUGUGGAUGGUUGUGAAAAGUUCCUUGAAAAUAUCAAAGCCCCUGACCAAUACAAGUCUGCUUACAGUUCGGACGCAACGUGGGACGCAUCAUGCGCGGAAGACCCGAAGGCUUGCGCAGUGGUCCUCGUGGGUAUUGCACCAAUGCUAUUCACGGGCCUACGUUCUUUGAUUGAUGUGACCGGAGUUGCAAAUAGGACAACUCCCGCAUUUAGGGGGGAGAAGAAUUUGGGGAAGUUAUUGAAAGCCGUGGGUUACAAAGAACCUGAGUGCCGCGCUGGCAUGGGCAAUUCAGAUAUACGCGGUGCGUUCAAUGGUGUGGAUCGAUAUAUAUUGGACAAAAUCUACGACCUCUCAGGAUUCUGGGCUUUCUAUGGAUUGAACAAUUCAGAAUCUGUAGACGCCGUAGAGCCCGUGAAACCCGUGACAACGGCAGACGCUGUAGAAGCUCUCAAGUACCACACUAGCAAAAAUGGGCCCCAUAUGAUAGCGGGGGAUAACAGUGGCGUAAACAUGGGUCUGUUACAUGCCUGGAAUGCCAAGAAAUCGAAUAAGCCACCAAAAACUGGUAACGCCCUCAGAUCGAACAUGUAUUAUCCCUGGUUGCCUACAGUGUCGGAUUUGGGCAAUGUUAUCCCAAUUUAA